GCCACCCUCGGCAAUGGAGCAUGGACUCCCUAUGCUGCCGCGACGUUCGAAGACCAAAGGAAGAAGUCCGCCGGACUCAUCGCCUCCCCCACGGGCAACCAGUUCUACACGGUCGAGAACACCAAUCUCGCCACCCUCAACACCCGCGGCAACAGGGUCCUGCUGAGGUGGGGCGAGCCGGGGCAGAAGACAGAGUGGUCCUGCACAUGCGGGUUCCCCGCGAGGUUCCACAUCCCUUGCUGCGACGUCAUCGCCUUGGCUAGAUCGGAGGACAAGAUGGACGCUGUCAUGGCCCUGAUACAUCCGGCCUAUCGCCUACAAUACCACCGUCGGACCUACGGCGACGACGCGUACCAGGUCAUGCUGCCUGUGCCGUCCACGCUGGAGGAAGAUGACACGCUCCUACCUCCUUUCUGGGUGGCUGGUCAGGCUGGCGCUCCGAAAAAAAAUCCGGGCCGAAGAAGUACAAGAGGAUCCCUGGGCGCGGGGACAAGAACGCGUCGUCGUCGUUCAACAGGCGAGUUUCUGAACUCGGCCCGACUGCAUCCGGAAGCACGGCGGCCCCCUCUCUGUCGCAGGGGGGUGCCACGGCGGCUCCCUCUCUAGGAGUGCCACGGCGGCUCCCUCUUCGUCACAGGGGGGGCGUGCGGGCGGAUCGGUCAUUGUCGGGGGGAUGGUGAUCAACUUGGCACGCUGAGUGCCGGCCGCCGAAUGACGAUGUGUGUGUUGCCGUUUUUGUCCGUGUCACGUACUCCGCGAUGUUUUCUUUCUUUUCUUUUCGUGCCAACCCUGUCCAGUGAAGAAUCGGGGAUCGCGGGCCUUGACACUCGUCUACCCAACGACCAAAUGGGUGAUGACGAUAGUGAAUAAUGGUGGGCAGGGAGGUUUUAUUUCUUUUGCGCUUUCGUCUUUCUUUCGCUGUCGUGUUCCCUGCGGUAUGUUGGCUAAGUUUGGCAUGCAUGGCGUACGAAAAUGUGCUGACCCUUCCGCUUUGAUUGUGCAUCAUUGAUUUGGAUUGUGCAUCGUUGAUUUGGAGCACACACCCUCUGCUGAGUAGGAACGUCCGGGUACACGUUGCUGCUACGCAAGGGAAAUAAACGAGCGUGUCGUGUUGAUAUGUAGAUGCUGGAAGAGGCCCCUUAAUUUUGGUGUGGCAUUCGAGGUCCUUUUGGAGUCCUUUUGAGGGGGGGGUGAGGGGGGCGGGGCGGCCACCGCGUUCCUUUGAGAGAGACGCGUGUUCUCAAGACCAUUUCUUGUUUAUUUCCGACUUUUUUCUCUCUCUCUCUCAUGAUUCGCAUGUUUUUGGGAAAACCGACGCGCAAGUGUUGAAUCGAGACGAAGUAAUGACUGCUGUGUUGCCACAACGCCAAGUUCAUACGAUGUAUGACUGAAAACCUAGUCUGCUAAGGUCAUCCAUGCAUGAUGGGUCCUUUUCGGAGGAUUCCUGAGAGAGGAACACGUGAACGCAGCAUGCGUCAAACACCUUGUCUGUAUGGACUCUUUACCUG
Messenger RNA from Ectocarpus sp. CCAP 1310/34, 1508 nucleotides. Lineage: Eukaryota; Phaeophyceae; Ectocarpales; Ectocarpaceae. The record is from the annotation of a GenBank genome assembly.